UAUUAGUGCUUACUUUUUGUUGUGACUUGGGGAAAUGGGUGAAUGGGCGGACCACGUUUUUGGGAAGGGAUGAAGGUGGAGGAGGAUGGAGGGGAGGGAGGAGAUCUGGGGACCGUAUGGGACCGGCAAUAAUCGCCGUAUGUAUGGGCGGGCUAUAGACGGACGGAGGGGGGCCGGUAGUUGCCUGUGUAAUUGGACCAGACUGGAACCCUGUGCGGGGGUUCGUGUGGAGAUAUGUUUGUGUGUUCCGGUACGUCGGGUACGGCGGGAGCAUCACGGGCGUUGGCGAAUCCAUGUAGGAAGGAAGGAAGGAGGGGAGGGGCGCAGAGGGGAAGGAAGAGGCGAGCAAUAUGUAGAGCGUGACUGGGACUGGCGGGGAUGCAUGGAGAGUCUUGGGUAUCUAGUGGCUGAUCCACUCACUCCCUCGCACUCAUCCCAUCCCAUCCUUCCGUUCCGUGCAUUCGAGGCGGCCCCUGCCUUCCUCCCCGACGGAAGGAAAGCGAGCGAAAAACCCGUUUAUGCGUCCAGGCAGGGAGGGAAGAGGCGUCUCGAUCUCGCAAAAAGCAAGCAAUGUGCAAGCAAUGCAAGCACAAAGUUAAAAGCAAAGUACAUGGAAAGCCAGGCGGGCAGCCGUUACCAACAACUGUGCUUCCUCUCCCCUCCCUCUCAACAACGAGGAACGAUGUCGGCACUUGUUCCACGGGGUCCUAAAUUUCCAGCGGAGCAGCAAGCAGCCCUAUGUUGGCCCCCUACUACACAUGCACGCAGCAUCCCGCACAGGGACGGAGGGAGGAGAGGGGGUAGCUAUCAACGCAGCCACCCUCUAUUAUCCCUUCUUCCCUUCUUCCCCUCUCUUCCUCUCCCCUCCCUCCCAUCGUCCCCCCUCCCCUUCGGCAGUCAGUUCAGUCGGGUCCUGUGCUGCCGUGGACUGAACUGCCGAGUCAUAGGCGCGGUUGUCCGCCGCGCCUGGCAUCUAUCUGGCUGCUGGUGGCUGGUGGCAGGCGGACGACGCUGGAGAGAUAGCUGAACGAGAGGUCCGGUACAUGCCGGUGCGAGGUGCCGCUCGGUAACAACCAGAAGUAAGCUGUGAGCGCGGCUGCCCGCUUUUCCCCUCGAUCCAUGCGAGUGAGAGGAUCGCCGC
Molecule: messenger RNA, 1141 nt
Organism: Tricharina praecox
Lineage: Eukaryota; Fungi; Ascomycota; Pezizomycetes; Pezizales; Pyronemataceae
Exons: 1
Coding region: 86-1027 (313 amino acids)
Source: RefSeq, a predicted model, not a curated record